Molecule: messenger RNA, 3051 nt
Organism: Oncorhynchus kisutch (coho salmon)
Lineage: Eukaryota; Metazoa; Chordata; Actinopteri; Salmoniformes; Salmonidae
Product: adhesive plaque matrix protein-like
Exons: 2
Coding region: 1-3051 (1016 amino acids)
Source: RefSeq, a predicted model, not a curated record
AUGAACAAAUUCCGUGGUCAACGAUACAACGGCGCCAAUGAGUGGAGCUUCCUCAAGAGCAUGUCAAACCGAGAGCCUAAUGUUUCUCAGAUACCCUCCCCACAUACCCUCCCCAGAUACCCUCCCCGAUACCCUCAUCCAGAUACCCUCCCCAAGAUACCCUCCGCCAGGAUACCCUCUCCAGAUACCCCCCCUCCCCAGAUACCCUUCCCCAGAUACCCCUCCCCAGAUACCCCCCUCUCCAGAUACCCUCCCCAGAUACCCUCCCCCAGAUACCCUCCCUCCCAGAUACCCUCCCCAGAUACCCUCCCAGAUACCCUCCCCAGAUACCCUCCCCAGAUACCCUUCCAGAUACCCUCUCCAGAUUACCCUACCCAGAUACCCCCCAGAUACCCUCUCCAGAUACCCUCUCCAGAUACCCUCUCCAGAAUACCCUCCCCAGAUACCCUCCCCAAUACCCUCCCCAGAUACCCUCCCGCAGAUACCUCUCCAGAUACCCUCCCAGAUACCCUCGCAGAUACCCUCCCAGAUCCCUCCCAGAUACCCUCCCCAGAUACCCUCCCCAGAUACCCUCCCAGAUACCCUCACAGAUACCCUCCCCAGAACUCCCAGAUACCCUCUCCAGAUACCCCUCCCCAGAUACCCUCCCAGAUACCUCUCCAGAUCCCUCCCCAGAUACCCUCCCCAGAUACCCUCUCCAGAUACCCUCCCCAGAUACCCUCCCCAGAUACCCUCCCCAGAAUACCCUCCCCAGAUACCCUCCCCAGAUACCCUCCCCAGAUACCCUCCCAGAUACCCUCCCCAGAUACCCUCUCCAGAUACCCUCCCCAGAUACCCUCCCCAGAUACCCUCCCCAGAUACCCUCUUCCAGAUACCCUCCCCAGAUACCCUCCCCAGAUACCCUCUCCCAGAUACCCUCCCAGAUACCCUCCCAGAUACCUCCCCAGAUACCCUCCCCAGAUACCCUCUCCAGAUACCCUCCCCAGAUACCCUCCCCAGAUACCCUCCCCAGAUACCCUCUCCAGAUACCCUCCCCAGAUACCCUCCCCAGAUACCCUCUCCAGAUACCCUCCCCAGAUACCCUCCCCAGAUACCCUCUCCAGAUACCCUCCCCAGAUACCCUCCCCAGAUACCCUCUCCAGAUACCCUCCCAGAUACCCUCCCCAGAUACCCUCUCCAGAUACCCUCUCCAGAUACCCUCCCCAGAUACCUCUCCAGAUACCCUCCCCCAGAUACCUCCCCAGAUACCCUCCCCAGAUACCCCUCCCCAGAUACCCCUCCCCAAUACCCUCCCCAGAUACCUCUCCAGAUACCCUCUUCCAGAUACCAAUCCCAGGGUCACCCUCCCCAGAUACCCUCCCCAGAUUACCCUCUCCAGAUACCCUCUCCAGAUACCCUCUCCAUGAUACCCUCUCCAGAUACCCUCCCCAGAUACCCUCCCAGAUACCCUCUCCAGAUACCCUCCCCAGAUACCCUCCCAGAUACCCUCCCCAGACCCUCUCCAGAUACCCUCCCCAGAUACCCUCCCCAGAUACCCCUCCCCAGAUACCCUCUCCAGAUACCCUCUCCAGAUACCCUCUCCAGAUACCCUCCCCAGAUACCCUCCCCAGAUACCCUCUCCAGAUACCCUUCCCCAGAUACCCUCCCCAGAUACCCUCCCCAGAUACCCUCUCCAGAUACCCUCUCCAGAUACCCUCUCAGAUACCUCCCCAAUACCCUCUCAGAUACCCUCUCCAGAUACCCUCCCAGAUACCCUCCCCAGAUACCCUCCCCAGAUACCCUCUCCAGAUACCCUCUCCCAGAUACCCUCCCCAGAUACCCUCUCCAGAUACCCUCCCCAGAUACCCUCUCCAGAUACCCUCCCCAGAUACCCUCCCAGAUACCCUCCCCAGAUACCCUCUCCAGAUACCCUCCCCAGAUACCCUCCCCAGAUACCCUCCCCAGAUACCCUCUCCAGAUACCCUCCCCAGAUACCCUCCCCAGAUACCCUCUCCAGAUACCCUCCCCAGAUACCCUCCCCAGAUACCCUCCCCAGAUACCCUCCCCAGAUACCCUCUCCAGAUACCCUCCCCAGAUACCCUCCCCAGAUACCCUCUCCAGAUACCCUCCCCAGAUACCCUCCCCAGAUACCCUCUCCAGAUACCCUCCCCAGAUACCCUCCCAGAUACCCUCUCCAGAUACCCUCCCCAGAUACCCUCCCCAGAUACCCUCUCCAGAUACCCUCCCCAGAUACCCUCUCCAGAUACCCUCCCCAGAUACCCUCCCCAGAUACCCUCUCCAGAUACCCUCUCCAGAUACCCUCCCCAGAUACCCUCUCCAGAUACCCUCCCAGAUACCCUCUCCAGAUACCCUCCCCAGAUACCCUCCCCAGAUACCCUCUCCAGAUACCCUCUCCAGAUACCCUCCCCAGAUACCCUCCCCAGAUACCCUCCCCAGAUACCCUCCCCAGAUACCCUCUCCAGAUACCCUCUCCAGAUACCCUCCCCAGAUACCCUCUCCAGAUACCCUCCCCAGAUACCCUCCCCAGAUACCCUCCCCAGAUACCCUCCCCAGAUACCCCUCUCCAGAUACCCUCCCCAGAUACCCUCUCCAGAUACCCUCCCCAGAUACCCUCUCCAGAUACCCUCCCCAGAUACCCUCCCAGAUACCCUCCCCAGAUACCCUCCCCAGAUACCCUCUCCAGAUACCCUCUCCAGAUACCCUCCCCAGAUACCCUCUCCAGAUACCCUCUCCAGAUACCCUCCCCAGAUACCCUCUCCAGAUACCCUCUCCAGAUACCCUCUCCAGAUACCCUCCCCAGAUACCCUCUCCAGAUACCCUCUCCAGAUACCCUCUCCAGAUACCCUCUCCAGAUACCCUCUCCAGAUACCCUCUCCAAGCCCAAAUAUUAAACAUGAUGCUAUUAAAAAACGUGUGCAGCACCUCAACUCUUCAUUUGUCAGUUUGAAUCGGACAGCAGCCAAUCAAAUUGUGCCAGCUGAGAAACAGUUGUGCGUGUCUGUGCAGAGGAACGUCGGCGGGGGAAUUCAGAUGGAGCUCUUGGAAAGAUGA